AUGUUUCACAAGGUCAGACGAAUAAAAGGCCGUCGGAGGUUGAAAAGUAAACAGAAGAAGGAAUUUGCUGAGUCCAAAACUGAAGAGAAAGUAGAUGCGGGGGACACCAUAGAUGGAGGCGUGGCAGGGUAUGAGUCAGCUGAUACAAGAGAGGCGGUUGCUACACCACAGACAGGUGAUGGGCAUUCAAGAAAGAGGAAACAGAAAGGUGACAAUGUCGGAAAUACGACUAAGAAGACGAAGAGUGGACAUGGUGGACAGGUGGUUUCAUCGUUGUUCAGAUACAAUCCGGAUAUACCUAAAGUUGUCAGCUCGAAAGUAACAGAAUUGAAAGAAGAUGUGUUUUCAUCAGAUUCCUUCAGUCAUCUCUCUCUCAACCCCUUCAUGGUGAGAUUGUCAUUACCUUGUUAACAUGGUGGGAUUGUAAUUGGCUUGUUAACAUGGUGAGAUUGUCAUUGGCUUAACAUGGUGAGAUUGUCAUUAGCUUAACAUGGUGAGAUUGUCAUUAGCUUAACAUGGUGAGAUUGUCAUUAGCUUAACAUGGUGAGAUUGUCAUUAGCUUGUAAACAUGGAGGGAUUGUAAAUGGCUUGUUAACAUGGUGAGAUUGUCAUUAGCUUGUUAACAUGGAGAGGUUCAAAUACUGAUGUCGUCAUGGUGAGAUUGUCCUUAUGAUGUUGAUAUGGUGAGAUUGCCUUUAUGAUGUCUUCAUGGUGAGAUUGUCAUUAGGAUGUCAACAUGGUGAGAUAAUGCUGAUGUCACAAUGGUGAGAUUGUAAUGGUGAGGUUGAAAUACUGAUGUCGACAUGGCGAGAUUGCCCUUAUGAUGUUGAUACAGUGAGAUUGUCAUGAUGUCGUCAUGGUAAGAUUGUCAUUAGG
Messenger RNA from Haliotis rubra (blacklip abalone), 876 nucleotides. Its product is annotated as probable ATP-dependent RNA helicase DDX31. NCBI's taxonomy places the organism in Eukaryota, Metazoa, Mollusca, Gastropoda, Lepetellida, Haliotidae. The transcript is spliced from 3 exons. The record is from RefSeq and is a predicted model, not a curated record. Bases 1 to 411 code for a protein of 136 amino acids.